Rhincodon typus (whale shark) is the source of this 4288-nucleotide messenger RNA. It is a transcript of the gene eif2ak2, whose product is annotated as eukaryotic translation initiation factor 2-alpha kinase 2. The record is from RefSeq and is a predicted model, not a curated record. Lineage: Eukaryota; Metazoa; Chordata; Chondrichthyes; Orectolobiformes; Rhincodontidae. The coding region runs from base 139 to 2070 and encodes 643 amino acids. Gene Ontology annotation, molecular function: protein kinase activity; ATP binding. The transcript has 21 exons. Gene Ontology annotation, biological process: protein phosphorylation.
AGGAAAGCGAAAGUAAAAGGAGCGGAGGAGGAGAAACGAAACUCUCUUUCUGACUGAAGGAGGAGACAAUUUGCGUUCACGGUCUCCACUGCGAGAGACAAGAGAUUGCGGCUGUGAGCACUGACGUCUGUGGAAGUAAUGGCAACUUCAAAUAUUGGUUUAUACAAAGCUGAGGAGCAACUCCAGCUAUAUGCAACUAAAGUUGGAAAGCUUUUGCGAUGGGAAUGCAAACAGGAUGGGCCCCCUCACGACAUUGUGUUCAUAUUCAGUGUAGUAAUUGGUGAAGAAACAUUCCCAGAAGCCAAGGGGAAAACCAAAAAGGAAGCUAAGCAAAAUGCUGCCAAACUUGCUGUAGAGAAACUGAACAUUGACAUGACUGUUCACAGUAGUCCUCGGGUAUCUCCAGCCAGCACGGGAAACUACAUCAGCAAGCUCAAUGAGUACGGGCAGAAGAAAGGCAUACAUCUCGAUUACAGGUUUACACAACCGGGCCCAGGCGUGGACCACGUACAAAAGUUUUCAUGCUACGUUAUCAUGGAUAAAAAGGAAUAUCCGUCAGGUUAUGGUCGAAACAAACAAGAGGCCAAGCACGAAGCAGCAAAACUCGCCUAUGAGGAAAUUUACGAACUUACAUCACUUUAUGAGAAUACUAGAAAACUCAAUGUUGAAGAUGGAGAACAACACAAGAGCACUGCAGAAGACUCCACUGACCAGAAUCUCAGAAGGUUCACAGAAGACCAAACUUGCGAAACGGAGAAGAGAGAUGAUGAGUCCAUAUCCACAGUCAGUAUGGAUCAGUCCUGUAGCUCGAAAAAUGCCAUUGGACAGUUGAACGAGUAUUGCCAAAAACGGAAUUGGUCCUGCAACGUUGUGGAAGUGGAUAAACAUGGGCCAUCUCACGCUCCAAAAUUUACUCUGAAAUUUGUAAUAAAUAACAUAUCUUUCCCAAGUGCUUCUGGAAAAAACAAACAGGAGGGCAAACAGAAAGCUGCCGAACUUGCUUUGAAUCAACUGCAGGAUGAAUCAAACAGUAUUUCACAAGACGAACUUUCACUGAAGAGGCAUUCUGAACAGUCAGAUGGUUCCAGCUUCAUCUUUUUCGAAGACUCCAAAUCAGCAACUCAUUCUCCUAAAGUGGAUACUACUACUGGAUCCAGAUCAAAACGCGUGAGGCCAUUAGCACCAAACUUUUCUCAUUUGGACACGAAAACGGAUGCCUCAUCUUCUCAGAAGAACAAUAACAAUGGACAAGAUCAAGACCUGGAAGUGAAAAUUGAUGGCUUUUCAGAGUUUGAAGAAAUCGGAAGUGGUGGUUUUGGCCAUGUUUACAAAGCUAAGAACAAUGUUGAUGGACGGUACUAUGCCAUCAAGGAAGUCUUAAUGAAGAAUGAGAAAACAAAACGUGAAGCUGAGUCCUUGGCAAAGACAGAACAUAAAAAUAUAGUUCGAUACCACAACUCCUGGAUUGGGAAAAGCUUCCAAAAAUACCGCUGGCUCAAGGAAUCUCUCUUUAUUCAAAUGGAGUUGUAUGAGAAGAACUUGAAAGAAUGGAUGCAAGAACCUCAAAAUAAUGAAUCCACUCAGAAUGGAGUUAUAAUGUCCAUUAUUCAUCAACUAUUGGAUGGAGUUAUUUACAUUCAUCAGAAUAACAUGAUUCAUCGGGACAUGAAGCCAGCAAAUAUCUUCCUUAAAGGAGAAAUCAUAAAGAUUGGUGACUUUGGUCUUGCUACGAUGAUGAAUGACCAGGAACCACUGACCAGAGACAUUGGGACACUUCCAUACAUGAGUCCAGAACAGAUUUCAGGCCAGGAUUACAACCACAAAGUUGACAUCUAUGCACUGGGCCUGAUAUUCUUUGAGCUUCUGUUCAUGUGUCAUGGGACUGCAAUGGAAAAAAACAAGAAUUGGCCCGAGAUUCGAAAAGGAAACUUCCCUUCGUCCUUUCCGAAGAACUGUGAAGUCAAGACUCUCUUAAUCCGAAAAAUGCUGUCUGACACUGCAAGUGAGAGACCAGAAGCAAAGGAUGUCAAGGAGAAUCUGGACCCUACAAAGCAAUCAAAAACCAUUUAAAGAAAUUUGAAAUGAGAGGACUUUUCCCAGACAACACUCUAGAAUUGAGAAAUCAACCGGUUGGCCACUGUUAGUCUUAAUGAUCAAAAUUCAAUUUAGCCAUCUUUGAAACUUACUUUUAAUACUAUCAGAACCCAUGGAAUGUUACAUUAUUUGCUAACUGGAUCACUGUAAGGAAUCUAGAUUUGAUCUAAUGUGGUGAGUGCUUGGUCAAACUACAUGGUCUUCUCUCAAUGUGCUUGGUCAGGUAUUUGUGGGGUUUCUUCAGAACCUUAAGAUGUCUCUUUAUAGCCAAUGAAGUACUUUUUGACUAAUGGUCACUGUUGUAAUGAAUGUGAUGACCAAUUUGCACGCAGUGAGAACCCAUGAACAGCAAUGUGGUAAUGACUAAAUCAGCUGUUUUGAUUGCUGCUGGAUGAGAGAUAAAUAUCAGCCAGUGCUAAGGCAUAUGUUCAGAUCUCCAUUUCCAGAAAUAUGCAGGCCAUAAGACACACGAGGAAGUACUUGAAAUUGCAAGAACACAAAGACCUCUAAAAAGUGAGAAACCUCAGGAAAAGUCAACGCCAUUAUUUCAGCCAUUUGAUCAGUGCUGAAAAGCUGCAGAGAUCUCUUUGUGAGGGUAAAGUGGAGGACAGCAGAGCAAAGGGUCAACCUCAGGAGUAACUGGUUGGUUGGGUGGUUGAAGUUGAGUUGCGGUGUAAGGACCGAAUAAGACAGGCAAGUGUGAGCUCCUGGUGAGGGCAGCUGCAAGCAACAGCACUAGCCAUGUUGUCCCUGUUAGCUUUGAACAUGUUUUCUCAGACUUUCAGAGGAGUUUCUUCACAAUACAGAGUGUGGAAAUUGGUCCUGUUCGUCAAUGUAUUGGUGUGAACUUGAAAUGCACAAACAGCCCUUCACUAGUGAGCCUCAACUGUAUAUCUCUGCUAGUGCUGGCCGUGGCUCAUGCAUGGCCUGAAUGCAUAGCCUUCUUUCCUCUCAGUCAGAUAUUACAGGGACUUGAGGACAAAUCAGUCUGUGCUGCUGGUGACAAAAGAGCAGCCAAAUGUGCUGGCUAACCCUGACCCCACAACCAACAUCACUAUAACAAAUGAUCUGUUUAUUAUCACUUGGUGGGAUCUUUCUGUGUCCAAAUAGUUCCUGCACUACAACAGUGACUGCAUUUCAAAACCUUUUGUUUACCUAUUCAAAGAACUCUGAUGUGAAAGACACUGUGUGAAUGUGCAUCCUCAUUUUUAAAGCAUGUUUUCUAUAUAAUUGUAAGGAAAGUUGACACUGGGAUUAAUUCACUAACAUGCACAGUAUCUAUAGCCAACAAAUAGAAACAUGGCAUGGAGAAUCAGAUAUCUCCUUCAUCAGACAGCCUGUCUGUGAUCUGCGCUUUUGUCUGAAGAGGAUUCAUGUUACUCCUCUUCACUCCAAGGUGGAGCCUCAUCCAUCUUUAGAAUUCUCUACCCCACAGUUUUGUGGAUGAACCAUUGUUGAGUAUAUUUAGAGCUAGGAUAGAGAAACUUCUGGCCUGUCAGAGAAGCAAGGGAUAUGCAAGGGGGCGUGCAAGUGGCUAGAAGGUCAGCCUUGAUUGUACUGAGUAAGGCAACAAGCUCAAGGGGUCCAUUGGACCACUUCCUUUAUUGUGUAGUGUGUCAGUGACAAAUGAACUUGAAUUAGUUUUGCAUGCUAUAUGAAAGCCAUAAUGUGAACAGUCUUCUCAAUCUUGUGAAUUUUAGAUGCAUGAAAAAUGUCUCAAGGUUUAGAAUCUCUUCCUUGCUUACAAAAGUCUCUACCUCUCCCCAUCUCUGUAACCUCCUCCAGCAUUAUAACUCUGCACUGUUCUCAUUCUGAGUUUAAUAUCUCCACCAUUGGUGGCCGUGCCUUCAGCUGCCUAUCCCCAGAGCUUUGGCAUUCCCUUGCUCACACUGUUCUGUCUCUUUUAAGGUAUUCCUGUUGACCAUGGAUUUUAGUAAAGCCUUUGACAAGGUUCCACAUGGUAGACUAAUUAGUAAAGUUAGAUCACGUGGGAUUCAGGGUGAGUUUGCCAAUUGGAUAUAGAAUUGACUUAAUGGCAGGAGGCAGAGAGCGAUGGUGGAGGGUUGUUUUUUUCGAUCGGAAGCCUGUUACCAGCAGUAUUCCACAGGGAUCAGUGCUGGAGCCACUUUUGUUUCUCAUUUGUACAAAUGAUUUAGAUGAAUAUAUAGAAGGCAUGGUUAGUAAGUUUGCAGAU